Zootermopsis nevadensis is the source of this 2954-nucleotide messenger RNA. The record is from RefSeq and is a predicted model, not a curated record. NCBI's taxonomy places the organism in Eukaryota, Metazoa, Arthropoda, Insecta, Blattodea, Termopsidae.
AACUUUUGCGACUGGUAACGGAGACAUCUGGCCACUGGAGCGACCGGAAGGAAUGCCAGCGAUACAGUCUCUGGAGGUUAUGUGCGGAAAGGACCACAUGGACGUCCACCUCUCGUUUACACAUCCCUUCGAAGGGAUUGUAUCUUCCAAAGGGCAAUAUGCAGAUCCGAGAUGCGUCUACGUACCGCCAUCUAGCGGCAAAACCUUCUUCUCAUUCCGUAUCGCUUACGCACGUUGUGGUACGAAGCCUGACCUCCACGGUCAAUUCUACGAGAACACGGUCGUUGUACAGUACGACAAAGAUCUUCUGGAAGUGUGGGACGAGGCGAAACGACUAAGAUGUGAAUGGUUUAACGACUAUGAGAAGACAGCUUCUAAACCGCCAAUGGUCAUUGCAGACCUCGAUGUCAUUCAGCUCGACUUUCGAGGAGACAACGUAGACUGCUGGAUGGAGAUUCAACAUGGCAAAGGGCCCUGGGCACCUCCAGUUAGUGGGAUUGUGCCUCUCGGUUCCAUACUGACCCUCGUCGUAGCCAUUAACGAUUAUCGCGGAGAAUUUGACAUGAGAGUCAAAUCUUGUGCAGCUUCCGACGGUGGGGGCCACGUGAUUCAGCUGUCGGACGAACAAGGUUGUGUUUUGCGGCCUAAGAUGAUUAGUCGGUUCAUCAAAGCCAGGGCAGCUGACGAGCGAGCUACUGUUAUCACAUACGCGUUCUUCCACGCGUUCAAAUUUCCAGACGCCCUGAGCGUGCACAUCAAGUGUAAGGUGGAGAUAUGCCGGCACGGGUGUCUGGACCACUGCCAGCUGGGUUCACACCACGACUCUCCUCACUUCGGACCGGUCGAUCGUAAGGACCAGCAGUCGAAACCCGUCUCAGAGUCUCCUUUAGGCCCGGAGUUGCUUAUUUACGACGAAGCAGAAGAUGAAGAACAGUCAGCGGGACAUUUUCCAGUCGUCGUCAGCACUGACUCCAGGUCGCCAACUGCACAGGCUCAGACCCACGCCAUACCAGCUCAUAAACCCGUUGAUGAGGGUCACGAUACGGAACCUUUGCGUCGUCCUUUCCAGGAGCAACCACGUCCUGGGCAUCGCGACGGACAAGAGCGUUUUCCACACGGCCCCCGAAACCUGGGAGAAGACGACAUGCCAAUCUUGGAUCGCUCAUCAUCAGCCAGGUCCUCGACGAGUCAACGCAAACGUCGCUCGAUCGUAGUAUCAGACCGAAAAGUUCGUAGUGCAGAUGUUGGUGUGAGUGGUCUGUACGAAGUCAUCUCAGAAGUAGACCUGGCCUUUACGCCAGACAUGCGCGCUGAGGCAGUGACUGUAUUCCAAGGGCGCAUGCGUGAGGAAGUGGUGUACGGUAUUUGCCUUCCGGUGCCAGGUUUCAGCGUGUUAUUCGUUUUAGUUGCGGUAUCUGCCGUAGUUUCGGCGCUGGUAGCAGGGUCCCUGUUAUACCGGUACCAACUGCAGCGUGAAGCCCAGAAUCUAGCUCAGCAGAGAGCACAACAACAACAACAACAACAACAGCAGCAGCACACUGGCACAAUGGUGGUCAACUCUCUAGCGAGCUGGAUGGCCCUUCGACUUCUACGUCCCAGGACGCAUUCAUCAGCUGCUACAUCGCCAACACAAAAGCAGCAAUGUCAUCAGGUCUCCCAGGCCAUGGCGAGCCAUGAAGGUUGAAUGUCCGAUACAUUUCCUUGAUGAAGACAACUGAUCCAAAGUAUUGAUAGAAACUUUUGUGGCUGACGGUUGGUGACCCUGCAUCCAUUAUACUUCCAUCGUAAAGCACGAUUGUGAAGCGUUCUCCCAUCAUAUUAAUCAUAAAUGGAUCCCAGAGUCGAAAACAAGUGUGCAGAAUCCUGUUAGUGAAUCUCUGCAAAGAUUGACGUCGUCAUUCUAAUAAAUAUCCGAAGCAGCGGGAUAAUUUUUAAAGCAUAAAGUUAUUAGAUACCAGAAAUACAUCAACCAUACUUUCAUCUGCAGAAUUCUUAUCCAUGGAGUAAAGGACACGAUAGUUUGUGUUUCUUGUUUAAACAAUUCACAUUUUCUACCACACAUUUGAAAUUGGGAGAAACUGAAUCAUAAUUCAGUAUUUCGCACAGGUAAUUUGUGGACUUCAUUUAUUUAUUCUGAAGGCAUGCAGUGGCCUUCUAAGGCCGUGUACUUUUAAUACAGACACUUUCUUACAGUAGUAAAAAUGCCUUACUAUUCUAAAUGCAGGUACAGUACUUUUAUUGAACUGAAGAAUGCAUGUCGUCGAGACAUAGGGAUGUUGGGAAGUGGCCAAAGAUUCUACAUGUGUUCUUGAUAGGAAAUUAGUUACAUACCAACUUAAGAAUUUUAUUUAUAUGUGGAUAAUGAAGUGAGUAUAAUAAGAUUAAACAAGAUGGAAUUUUCUGAUAUUUUAUAAUAUGACACCCAUUGCAAAUCCUCCUGAAAAUUGUUACAUAAUUUAACUUGUUUUAAUUGUAGGUAGUAAUAUAAAUAUUAUUUGUUGUGGUUAGUAAAUACUACUUGAGUAUUUAAAUGGUGCUUACCAUCAAACAAAUUAAAUUAACAACUUGCCAACUUUAGGAAUUAAUGGAUCUGUUAAGUAAAUAAGAAUUUCAGCCAACUCAACAAUUUUAUUUCCCUUUUCAUAUAAGAAUAUAAUCCCACUCGGCUGGUAUUUCGACAUCAACACAUCAUCCUCAGACUAUAGAAUAAUAAUAGAUACAUUAUGUCGUUUAUAUGUGUCUUCAUUUAUAUUAAAAUCUUAAAACCACUGGGUAUGUUCCGAAAGAUAAUGUAUUAUUAAGUCUAUUUAUUAAAUAACGUAAUUGUAUAUCAUACCGCGGGGGGUUGGCCCCUUCGAUUUGUUAGGAAGCCUGAGGGGAAGAGACCCCUGGGGAGACCUAGACGUAGAUGGAAGGAUAAUCUCAGGCGGGAUCUAUGGGAGAUAGGAGUUGAA